Daphnia pulicaria is the source of this 3814-nucleotide messenger RNA. Its product is annotated as histone-lysine N-methyltransferase PRDM16-like. The coding region runs from base 758 to 2926 and encodes 722 amino acids. The transcript is spliced from 4 exons. Lineage: Eukaryota; Metazoa; Arthropoda; Branchiopoda; Diplostraca; Daphniidae. The record is from RefSeq and is a predicted model, not a curated record. Gene Ontology annotation, molecular function: DNA-binding transcription factor activity, RNA polymerase II-specific; RNA polymerase II cis-regulatory region sequence-specific DNA binding. Gene Ontology annotation, cellular component: PcG protein complex; transcription regulator complex. Gene Ontology annotation, biological process: regulation of transcription by RNA polymerase II.
ACUUGCCACUGAUCUUCAUUCGGGCGCCCGGUCCCGAACUGAACGCACGUGUCCGUCGCUAACGCCCGACUUUUCAUUAUUGAACGAUUGAUCACAUUUUUUUUGUCAUCAUCGUCUCCAUCCCGUUACUUUUUUUUUUUUGUUCGCUUCGGUUGGUUCUCCUAUUGGUCAGUGCCACCCAACGAAUUCGUUUUCACUUUCAGUGAUUCCUCGUCGCCCGGUGGACGUGUCUUCGUCCACUCUCUCCCUCUGCCACAACCCCAUCAAUCCCUGCCUUCGUUCAGCGCCUCCGCCCUUCCAGUUAAUCAAAUCGAAAAAAAAAAUAUAUUAUCGAACGAUUUUCACAAGUGAAUUUUUUUCAAAAGUCGAUUUGACCAACGAUUAAAUCGCUGCCGACUGACAAUUUGGUCUAGUUCGAGUUGUUUUCAUCGCAACUCGUGAACUGCAUGCGCGCGUGAUUGAUUUGGAUAUUCAACGAUCGGUUCGUUUCAAUCUCCGUCACUGACCUUGCGCGCAGUGUUCCGGUUUUAUCCAUCGCCUAUACACCCUUCGUCACAUCGGUCGUCGCCCGUCUCAUUUCUUCUGAUUUCUUCAAUCGUCAAGAUCGCCCGGACGAGUGGCUGUUCGUCGCGUUCACUUCCUACAUUUAUUUCACAAGGGCAAGAAUGAUUCAUUCGGCCUGAUUGGAUUUGAAAUCACCACUGCGUCUCACCCUGAGCUCCAUAAAAACAACUCUGCGAUCUGCCGUUUCCUCUGAAUGAACCCGCAAUCGUUGACGCCUCCACUCACCGCCGCCGAUCAUCGCCGACGUCGCAAUCCGCCAUCCAUCGCAUCCGUCGCCGUGGAAACGCAGCAGCCAGAGGCCGCCUCAUCUGCUGUAGCCGCCGCCACCGCCGCCGCUUACUACCAGCACUGUUGGGACGUCUUGAUGAAGGCCGAUAGUCUCCAUCAUCACCACCAUCCUCAUCAUCCUUCGGACGGUCGAUCACCACCGCCAGCCAGAUCACCACUAGCCAUGGACCACCGUCAUCACCACCGAUUGCCCCACCCACCGCCGCCGCCUCCUCCGUCCUGGAUGACCGCGAUGGCCGCCAGCACCAUUCCAUGGCCUUUCAUUCCACAGGUCACGGAUAGCGCCGCUGCGGCGACGGCCACUCAGCAGCUGCAGAUCGCCAACAUGUACGCCUCGCUGUUCACCCGACUCCAGCAGCAGCACCAGCAAAUGAGCGCCAGCCAGCAGUCCAAUUCCAGUGGUGGCGGAGAAAUGUCGCCCAAGCAAGCGUCCGUCUACCCCGGGCCGCUCAGCGGCGACUCCAGCAUAGGGCAGGCCGUUCCGCGCCUCCUGCGCCAGCUGACCGUUCAGAUCAAGCCGGGCCGACAGCUCCAGCAGGAGGAGGAGGAACGCGAGCAACAGGAUCGGCAUCAGGGGGACCAAAUGCCUUUUGAUCUCUCCUCUCGGCGUCCGCAUUCUCCGUCGGAUGAAUCCGGAGCGCCGCUCGAUUUGAGGAUUGACGGCAAGAAGGAUCGCUCCAGCGACAACUCUCCCGCUCGCGGACGCCAGGACUCACCUUGCCCACCUCUGGUGAUCCACAAUAGAAGUCCGGCCACAUCUCCCGUCCGCCCGUCUUCGUCCAGCGCUUCUUACUCUUCGGCGCCAGCUUCUCCGGUCCGGCCCAGUUCGUCUUCCGGUCGGGCCACUUCGUCGCCACUGCUCUGCCCGUCCACGCUCCACCCUGUCAUGCUGGAGGCCAUGUACCGCUCUAUGGAGAAGAUCCCUCGUCUGACCACCGUCUUCCCGGGAGGACCGUAUCCGCCGAACCAGCCGCACCACCAGCGGCCCUGUCCGCCGCUGAUCCAUCCGGCCACUGGUCUGGUCUCGCACCAUCACCACCACCAAGCGUCCAGCAGCGGCAGCAACUACCCGCGGCUCGGCCGCCAGGAGUCGUCCAAUUCGAACAAGACGGGCAACGCGUCGAGUAGCACCGGGGUGAACAAAUCGCGCGACCGCUACUCGUGCAAGUUCUGCGGCAAGGUCUUCCCCCGCUCGGCCAACUUGACCCGCCACCUGCGGACUCACACGGGCGAACAGCCUUACAAAUGCAAAUACUGCGAUCGCUCCUUCUCCAUCUCGUCCAACCUGCAGAGACACGUUCGCAACAUUCACAACAAGGAGAAACCGUUCAGGUGUCCGCUGUGCGACCGCUGUUUCGGGCAACAAACCAAUUUGGACCGACAUUUGAAGAAGCACGAAUCGGACGGGCCCACCAUUCUGGACGAAGAUCGUAAGCGAAGUCGUGCGGCCGGAAUGACGGCCGCAGCCGGCGCCAGGCCAUCUGGCGUCCAACUCUUGAGGCCGCCGGCCGCAGGAUUUUAUUACGCCGACUUGGCCGCCGUCGCCGCCGCCCAGCAUCAUCACCAGCAGCAGCAGCAGCAGCACCGACGGGCGGCCAUCCCGGAUUUGCACCACAACAUUUCGCCGAUUCUCAACAGCCGCCUGGGCAUGAUGGGGGCUCAAUCUCCCGUCCACUCGCCGGCCCAAUCGCCGUCCGGCAGCAGCUCUUCCGACCACGACGAGUCGCCAAUGAAUAAGAAAGCCCGGCACCACGAAAUCGAGGAAGACGACGAAGAAGAAAGCGCCAUCGAAUCCAGUCCAGAGGAAGCCGAGGAGGAAGACGAUCUCGCCAACUCGAAAGAAACCAUCGCUGAUGAGGAGCUUGCGGAGAGCUCGGUCAAAGACGAGGCCGAUGCGGCCAGCGAGGCCGGCAGCCACAGCAGCAGCGGCGCCAGCAAUAGCAGCGCCGGGGCGCCCAGCAGCGAAGGCAACGCGGGAGUCCUCUCAUGCGAGGUGACCAUCCACACGGACAACAAGUCGCCGACUUUGUCGCCAAACUCCGCCGCUAUUAUCGUCGUCACCCCGUCCAGUUGAAUUUCCGUUUGAAUAUAUGACUGAUGACUGUGAACUGCUGCUCUCUGUUACGUAAAAAAAGUCAUCAGACAUAAUAUUGCUAGAUAGUUGAAUAGGCUGAUCACGAAUCAACCGACCCCUCCCUUUAUUUUAUUUUUGAUUUUUUUUGGUUUGUUUCUUCACUCCCAUUCUACGGCCCGGUUUUUUGUUUUAACUUUCUCUUCUAUUAAUUUAGUGCAGUUUCUCUCUUCCAUUUUUUGUUUGUUUUCCCGUCCAGCAAUACACACACACACACACGCAAGGUACACACACCCAAGAGACAUCACUGACACGUCAGCAUGAUGAUCCGACACAAACACACGUGAAACACGAUUUGUUCCUAUUUGGAUAGCAAGCACUGGUGCACCCAAUUUGAUUUCGACGCUAUUGGUCCGGAAGAGACCCUUGGACUUUAUCUUCACUCGGUGACACUUGCACGGAUCGUCGCCUAUCAGCGACACACAUGGACCGUAGCCAAUGAAUUGAACGUAAUCUGAGAUUUUAUAAUUAAUUUAGUAGAAGAAUGAUAAUCCCCCAUCUCAUUGUGUUCACCCCCGAUGACCUCUUUUCUCAUCUCUGUUUUUUUCCCCUCCCGAAUUGUCGUUCAUUUUUUUUUUUAUUGGUGGGUUUUGAAACAAAUUACUGCUACCUACAAAUUUACAAGAAAAACGUAAAUGGAAAUGAUUUUUUUUUGUUUUGAUUUAUACGAAAAAUUUAAAAUAGUUUGUUCUGAAUGUUUUUUUUUUAUGGUUUAUCAAUCAGCACUUUUCCCUGCACCAUCCGGUAAAAAUUCUGCAAAUGAGGUACAAAAUAGUGUUGAAAUAAUUCAGAGUGUAUUUUUAAUAGAAAAUAUACAGGCAGCUGGGAAAA